UAAAGAACUCUUCUUCCUCAAAAACCUCUCCUUUUUUCCCCUGAAAAAGUAUGAAGCGAAGUUACGAUGAACAAUCCUUUGGCCCACCUCAAUCCAAGCAAAGAUUGAACUCCUACGGUGAUUCAUAUAGCAUAGACGAUGAGAGCUCUAGGAAUGCGAGGAAGGUUGCAGACCAUUACAGUGCGAGGUCAAACCAGUCACUUGAGGAGCGCGAAGCCAGCCCAAUUAUCCAUCUCAAGAAGCUCAAUAACUGGAUCAAAAGUGUUCUUAUUCAGCUUUAUGCUCAUCGAGGUGAUGCUGUUCUAGAUCUUGCUUGUGGGAAGGGUGGUGACUUGAUCAAAUGGGACAAAGCAAAAAUUGGAUACUAUGUUGGUGUUGAUAUUGCAGAGGGCUCAAUAAGGGACUGCAGGACACGUUAUAACGGUGAUGACAACCAGCAAUCACGCAGGAAAAAGUUCAGCUUUCCUGCACGCCUCAUAUGUGCAGACUGUUAUGAGACUCGUUUAGAUGAGUACUUGGGCAAUGAUGGACCAUAUGAUAUUUGUAGUUGCCAGUUUGCAAUGCAUUACUCCUGGUCAACUGAGGCACGUGCGAGGAGAGCACUGGCUAAUGUUUCUGCCUUGCUUAGACCUGGUGGGACCUUUAUCGGGACAAUGCCUGAUGCAAAUGUUAUUGUAAAAAGGCUUAGAGAAGCUGAAGGAUUAUCUUUUGGGAAUAGUGUAUAUUGGAUCUCGUUUGACGAAGAAUAUUCUCAGAAGAAAUUCAGAGCAUCCAGCCCUUUCGGCAUUAAGUAUAAGUUCCACUUGGAGGAUGCUGUUGAUUGUCCUGAAUGGAUUGUUCCCUUCCAUCUUUUCAAAUCCCUAGCAGAGGAGUAUGAUCUGGAGCUUGUUUUUGUGAAGAACUCUCACGAGUUCGUGGAGGAGUACUUGAAAAAGCCUGAAUUCACUGAGCUCAUGAGGAGGCUUGGUGCCCUUGGGGAUGGUAGAAAUGAUCAAAGCACUUUAUCCCAGGAUGAAUGGGAUGUGGCUUACCUUUAUCUAUCCUUUGUACUUCGAAAGCGCGGCCAACCAAACCCGAGCCAGAAGAAAAUCAAUGCCAACAGAGGCAAGAUGUACAUAGCAGAGGAUGACAUAGAGUUUAUCACAAGCGAUUAAAACAAUUUCUCUUAAGUUCUUACUAUUUCACGAGGGCUGUAGUGAUCCAAUGCUGAAGGGAGUCUGGCCAUGAUCUCUGUAAGGUGUGAAGUUAUCGGAGACCCAUAACCCAUAACGGUUAAUAUUACUAACACCGUUCCAUCUAAACGAUGCAAGAGAUAGCAAUAUCGUGGUAAUUUUAUGUAUUUGUAUAAACUUCAUUCAUUACAAAAAAAGGUGGGAGAAGAAUUUCCCUUCUUUUUCAAUGUAACAGGAAGAGUAAUUGAGAAUUAUUCAGUAGUUGCGGUGAAGAGAUGUAUAAUUAUAGUUAUGAGAGGAAACAACCACUGAAAUUUUGUUGAAUUAUCCAGGGAUGUAUUUUAAGGGGGUACUUGUUUUAUUGAUAUGUAUGAGUCCUAAUAAUGGGUUGCAUAUAUUCAUGAGUUUUAUAGAUUAUUUCUGGAUUU
Asparagus officinalis (garden asparagus) is the source of this 1600-nucleotide messenger RNA. Its product is annotated as mRNA cap guanine-N7 methyltransferase 1. Lineage: Eukaryota; Viridiplantae; Streptophyta; Magnoliopsida; Asparagales; Asparagaceae. Bases 51 to 1154 code for a protein of 367 amino acids. The record is from RefSeq and is a predicted model, not a curated record. The transcript has 13 exons. Gene Ontology annotation, cellular component: nucleus. Gene Ontology annotation, biological process: 7-methylguanosine mRNA capping. Gene Ontology annotation, molecular function: mRNA 5'-cap (guanine-N7-)-methyltransferase activity.